Betta splendens (Siamese fighting fish) is the source of this 1948-nucleotide messenger RNA. Its product is annotated as 14-3-3 protein zeta-like. The record is from RefSeq and is a predicted model, not a curated record. Gene Ontology annotation, biological process: signal transduction. The coding region runs from base 245 to 985 and encodes 246 amino acids. Gene Ontology annotation, cellular component: cytoplasm. The transcript has 6 exons. NCBI's taxonomy places the organism in Eukaryota, Metazoa, Chordata, Actinopteri, Anabantiformes, Osphronemidae.
ACUACUGGCCAGCCCACAUUUAGAGGAGCCGCCCAAUUUCAUCAGCUUAGUUGGCGUUUGCUGCUGCUGCCGUUCUUUGCGUUUCUGUCCAAUCGCUCAAAUCGGAUCAGUUUGUGGAGGAAAUUUGGGCCUUUGUAGCUAGUUAAGGUUGUGAGGACUAACAGCGAUCCUUUCUUGCAAAUAUUUGUUAACUCAUCAGUCCUUCACUGUCUUAUACGCCUUCGGAUUCUUAUCAGUAUAAACUAUGGAAAAGACGGAUCUUGUUCAGAGGGCCAAGCUUGCCGAGCAGGCUGAGCGCUACGACGACAUGGCAGCGAACAUGAAGGAAGUUACACAGAGAGGCGAGGAGCUGACGAACGAGGAGAGGAACCUGCUGUCCGUCGCUUACAAGAACGUGGUUGGGGCUAGGCGGGCCUCUUGGAGGGUGAUGUCCAGCAUCGGUAUGAAGACCGAAGGGUGCGAGAAGAAGCAGCAGAUGAUCAAGGAGUAUCGGGAGAAGGUGGAGAAAGAGCUGCAAGACAUCUGCAACGACGUUAUGAAACUGCUGGAUAAUCAUUUAAUUCCAAAUUCAACAGCUGCUGAGAGCAAAGUCUUCUAUCUAAAGAUGAAGGGAGACUACUAUCGAUACCUUGCCGAAGUUGCCACUGGAGAAGAGAAAUCAAAGACCAUCGAAAACUCACAGCAGGCUUACAAGGAAGCAUUUAACAUCAGCAAGACUGAGAUGGAACCCACACAUCCCAUCCGCUUGGGCUUGGCACUUAACUUCUCUGUCUUCUAUUAUGAGAUCCUCAACUCCCCAGACAAAGCCUGUGAAUUGGCCAAAAAGGCAUUUGAUGAUGCCAUUGCAGAGCUGGACCAGCUAAAUGAGGACUCUUACAAAGACAGUACUCUUAUCAUGCAGCUCCUCAGAGACAACCUGACAUUAUGGACAUCAGACACUAAUACUGAUGAAUUAGAGGGUCCUGAGGGUGCUGAAAACGACUAAAGCUAAAAGCUUUAACUCAGAAGAUCUCAGUGUUGGGUCAUCUCCAAAAACAACAAAAGGAAAAAAAAAACUUUUUACACGUUGUUCAUUCCUUAUUGCUCCACUCAAACAUUCUACCAUUGAAACUCAUUGCUGAUAAGAGUUGCGUAAGGAAAGAAUUUAAAAAAAAUGCAGAUUUGGAAAUGUGGUGAAAAGAGAAACUGUCUAUUCCGCUUGGUUUGUUUCUCCUGGCCUUCCCAUUUGUGCAGUUUCAGCUGUAGAAAAGUAUUUAUAGCUUUACAUCUGUAUAAGACUCCUAUCUCAUUAGAGGCAGAGAUAAUAAAGUCCUAUAAUUGAACAACUCAAAGCGUAAAAAUUUCAACUGAGAACGUUUGCAUUAUUAUUAAAUAGCUAUAAAAACUAGUUUUCCCCCUCAUAGCAUUUUUAGUGUCUGUCUCUACAUUUUUACUAUGUGGUACGGUUUAAGCAGCUGAAAUCCCACUUCAAAUAAAUAUCUGCAGGGAAACCCAGUACACUUUACAUACUGUCAAAAAAUACCUAUAGUAUGUUCAAGCAGUGCAGUUUUGUUCAACCUCACUUUCCACCCUGGUUCUGAUGCCACUCUUUCACUAAAGCAUGUCUGUUGGGGGAAAUGGGGCUUUAUUUUCGUCUGACCAAAUGCAGGGAUAUUUUUAAUGGGGCAAAACUAAAUCAACUCUGUCAUGCAUGUCUCUUGAGAUAUUACACUGGAAUGGGAACAAUUGCUGUAACUCAGAAGUCCAAGUGUCAAGAGUAAUUUUCAAUACAGGUUUGUACACAUCCUAUAAGAAGGUGAUUUGUUAGUCUGUCCAGUGAUUGUCAUUACAGAUUUGGACCACUAUUGUUCUGUUAUUCAUUCAAUUGUAGUCCCCAAAUGCCUUGUGGAAAUGUUUGACUCCCUAUGUAUCAGCUAUGUUAACAUAAAUAAAACAUUUUCUAAACCAA